Molecule: messenger RNA, 711 nt
Organism: Zophobas morio
Lineage: Eukaryota; Metazoa; Arthropoda; Insecta; Coleoptera; Tenebrionidae
Exons: 4
Coding region: 1-711 (236 amino acids)
Molecular function (GO): nucleic acid binding
Source: RefSeq, a predicted model, not a curated record
AUGGCUAGUUUCGGCUUGAAAGAAAAAUGUGUAACUGCAUUUUAUAGGGAACUGUUGCACGGAAACAUUGCCUCUCAGGUUGUUCAGAAGGCUUCAUUAACGGAUGUAGCCUAUUUUUGCGUUUCUUCAAACAAUGACAGGGACUAUCACAAGACUAUGAAUGCAUUUUUAUUCAAGCAAUGGUCAUACUCGAUAAUGCUAGAAAAUUCAACCAAACUAAAAAAGCCACCUAUAAAAUCUUCAAAGAAAGCUAUUCUCCAAGAUCAUCUGGCCAAAUAUGAUAUCACUUUUGAUCUUAAAUUGACGCAGAAACAGUUAUGGGCCUUAGUUGAACCAACCAUUGUAAAUGCCCCGAUCAAGUAUGAAAUUGAUACAUUACUGGCACAAAAAGGCAUUGAUGUGUUGCGAUUGCCACCUUACCAUUGCCAGUACAACCCAAUUGAGUUGGCAUGGGCCCAUUCUUUGGAUCAUUUUACGCCACAAAUGUGGCAACAUAGCAUUCACCACUGUGAAAAACUAAUACAAGCAGAUUGGCGUAAGAAAAUAUGCAUUUUAAGCCCAGAAAACAUUCCACCAUUUGUAAUUUCUUUGGCGGACUCUGAUUCCGAGAGCGACCUUUCCGAUGAUGAGAACGACGAAUACAUUAUGGAAGUUGAUGAGCCUGAAAUGAACACCAUUCGUCAACCGGGGUCUAGUUCAUCAAAUAUUUAA